This is a messenger RNA of Entrophospora candida, 540 nucleotides long. The record is from the annotation of a GenBank genome assembly. Lineage: Eukaryota; Fungi; Glomeromycota; Glomeromycetes; Entrophosporales; Entrophosporaceae.
AUGUCAUCUUUACUUAAUGAUGAGUAUUUUUGUAGUAAUCAUGUCGAAGAUGCUGGAAAGAUUGUAUUUGAAAAUAAAAUUGGUCUUGAAAGUAAAAACAAACUUGUAAAUAUUUUGAUGAAAGCAUUUAAGGAAAUUACAAAUGAAAAAGAAGAAUUUUUCAAUUUGCUAGUUCCAUAUUUUAAAAAAGAAGAAGUACAAAGGGACUCACAAUUGUGGUCAAAAGGUGAUGAUCCAAAUUGUAUAUAUGUAAUGGAGCAAGGACAAUUGAGCACAUGGAUUUCAGCAGAAAACAACAAAAAAAAUGUAAUUGAGAGAAUUCUGCCACUUACCAUGAUAGGUGAAUUAGGAUUUUUCACUGAUAAUCAACGACGAACAAAUUUGGUGACAGAUACUCUAUGUGUUCUAUGGAAAAUGGAUCAAGCUUCUUAUUUAAGUAUGAUGAAAUCCAAUCCCGUUUUAGGAGCCAUUUUUAUGAAAUUGGUAAUGAAAUUCACUGUAGAAAGGUUACGCAAGUUGGAUCGUUAUGCCUUUGAUUAA